This is a messenger RNA of Chroicocephalus ridibundus (black-headed gull), 4589 nucleotides long. It is a transcript of the gene GPR161, whose product is annotated as G protein-coupled receptor 161. Gene Ontology annotation, molecular function: G protein-coupled receptor activity. The coding region runs from base 465 to 2114 and encodes 549 amino acids. NCBI's taxonomy places the organism in Eukaryota, Metazoa, Chordata, Aves, Charadriiformes, Laridae. The record is from RefSeq and is a predicted model, not a curated record. Gene Ontology annotation, biological process: G protein-coupled receptor signaling pathway. The transcript is spliced from 8 exons. Gene Ontology annotation, cellular component: recycling endosome; plasma membrane.
UGGCCAUGGCGGGGGAGGGUCGGGCCGUGGCUCGGGGCCUCUCUGCCGCCGCCGGCGGCUGUGGGGGGUCCGGAGUGCUGUAACCCGAAACCUCCCGCCCUUGCGGCGGCGGCGGCAGGCGGAAAGCGCAGAUAAAAAUGGAAAAAAGGCGGCUCGCCAGCCUGACAUCGCUGCCGCCCGAGGCCACGGCGCAGAGGGAAGCGAUUCUUGAGAGAAACAAAGACUGCUAGUGCCAUUCUUGUUUCUUCACAGCCAAGAUGAAGGAACAGAGUGAGAUGCACAGCUGUUUCUUCCCUGUUCUAGGCUUGGCACUGUUGUUGACCUCUUUGGUGUGCCCGUAGGCAAUUUCCUGUCCCUUCACUUUCCCAUCUAAAAUGGUUUCCUGCAUCCUACAGGUAAAUUUUAAUUAACGCAGGCAAAAGGGCCUCCCGCCUUUGGAGAGAGUUUGAAGAAAUCUUGCCUGAAUGUUUCUGAGCGUUGUUCUGCUUCUAGCUGCUCAGCAUGUCUUGGCUGCACCAGCUCUGCACGCUCUGACCAUGAUCAGCAAUUCCUCCCUCACCAAUGUGAAAGGCCUGAGGAACCUCACCACGCAGGAAGACGGGGCGGUCAGAGUCACGGAGUCCAUUGCUAUAAUCGUCAUUGCUAUUUUCAUCUGUUUGGGCAACCUGGUGAUUGUCGUCACCCUCUAUCGGAAGUCUUACCUUCUCACGUUGAGCAACAAAUUUGUGUUCAGCCUGACCCUCUCCAACUUUCUACUCUCUGUACUGGUGCUGCCUUUUGUUGUCACCAGCUCCAUCAGGCGGGAAUGGAUCUUUGGAGUCGUUUGGUGCAAUUUCUCAGCCCUGCUCUACAUGCUGAUCAGCUCAGCCAGCAUGCUUACUCUUGGACUCAUAGCUAUAGACCGAUAUUAUGCUGUUCUAUACCCGAUGGUUUACCCGAUGAAGAUAACAGGCAACAGAGCAGUGGUAGCUCUUGUGUAUGUGUGGCUACAUUCCCUUAUUGGCUGCCUCCCUCCUCUCUUUGGCUGGUCGUCUUUGGAGUUUGACCAAUUCAAGUGGAUGUGCGUGGUGGCCUGGCAUAAAGAGGCUGGCUACACUGCCUUUUGGCAGAUCUGGUGCGCGUUGCUGCCUUUCCUGGUCAUGAUGAUCUGCUAUGGAUUUAUAUUCCGCGUGGCAAGGAUUAAGGCCCGCAAAAUCCACUGUGGGAGCGUCGUCAUUGUGGAGGAGGACUCCCAGAGGAACGGGAGGAAGAACUCCAGCACCUCCACGUCGUCUUCUGGCAGCCGAAGGAAUGCUUUCCAAGGGGUUGUCUACUCGGCCAACCAGUGCAAAGCUUUCAUAACCAUCUUGGUUGUCAUCGGUGCUUUUGUGAUUACAUGGGGGCCUUACAUGGUAGUAAUUACAUCAGAGGCACUUUGGGGAAAAAAUAGUAUUUCCCCUGCCUUGGAGACAUUAGCUACGUGGUUGUCCUUUUCCAGUGCCAUUUGCCAUCCACUAAUUUAUGGACUGUGGAACAAGACGGUGCGCAAGGAACUACUAGGAAUGUGCUUUGGGGAUCGUUAUUAUCGCGAGUCAUUUGUUCAGCGACAUAGGACAUCGAGGUUAUUCAGCAUUUCAAAUAGGAUCACAGAUUUGGGACUGUCUCCUCAUCUUACUGCCCUCAUGGCAGGUGGGCGGCCACUAGGAAACAGCAGCAGCACAGGAGACACAGGUUUCAGCUGCUCACAGGAUUCAGGAACAGAUGCAAUGCUUCUUGAAGAUUAUAGCUCAGAUGGCCCUCCUGUCCCACACUGCAUCUGUCCUCCUCGAAGGAGGAGUUCAGUGACGUUUGAAGAUGAAGUAGAGCAAAUUAAAGGUGGGUCUAGGGAAGCUGCAAAGAAUUCUGUUCUUCAUGUAAAAGCUGAAGUCCAUAAAUCUCUGGACAGUUAUGCAUCCAGUUUAGCAAAAGCUAUUGAAGCUGAUGUGAAAAUCAGUUUGUUUGGGGAAGAUGCUUUACCAGGAGCUCUGUUCCCUGUGCGGACUCUUCCAGGAAGCAGUAUGAACACCCGGCGUGGUAUCAGGCCCCAUGCUAGCCAAAGACUUCAGUUGCAGAGCAUCGAUGAAGGGAGUAUUUGACAGGUGUACUGGAGCAAGAAAACAGAAUGAAACCACUAAGGGGGACCUACUACAGCUGUUACUGUUUUCGCAGAACCAGAAUACUUUGAUGGGAUGUUUUCAGUGUUCUUUCAACACUGGAAAACCAUCUGAAUUAUGGUACUUUUAUCAGCAUUUUGCAGCAGUAUUUGUUUACUGGUUAGGGUGCUAUUGACUCUUUUGUGCCAUGUCUUAAAUUUGUCACACAGUACAUAGGAAUGCAGGGUUUGGUUUCAUGAACCAGACCAUUAGCCUGUUGAAUCUUGGGUUCAUCAUUGGCCAAAGCCGAUACAGGAAUGAAAAGGGCUAAGUAUGUGCAGUGUUUAAUUCAUUGUUGCUUGGAUUCUUUUCUGACCACCAGAAUAAUCAGUUUACACUUGACAGAUGGGAGUGCUCUGAUAGGAGCUUGUGCGUUGGUUACUACAUACAACCUUAGUGUCACAGCCUCCCAAAAGGUGGAGGAUGGACUUCACUAAGAAACAAAAUCUGAACUUUUCAGAGAGCUCAUGCAGAUUAUGGUCCCACUUACCCUUGCUAGUGGAUAUUUCUGGCUGUUCAGCCAUCAGAAUGCUGGAUCUGAAACUGGUUUGUGCAUUAUGCCACGUCAGUUUCUCUAGGUGGAAUGGGUGGAAACAGAGCUGUGCUGGAAAUAUCACAGAGAUGGUAUUUGAGGAAAUCAUCAAUGCAGAGUUCUUAGAUUCUCUGAGAACUUCAGUUAACUCUCUGUUUUGCUUUUACUGAAAGGGCAGUCUAUGGCUGUGGUAAUCUUGACAGAAUAUAAGGUAUUACCACUUUAUAUUCAGGAUUCAUCUUUUCUAGAGAGGAAGGUUCUGAGGUUUUUGUUUUGUGAGGGAAUGUAGUAUUUAAGCAAUAGUUACCUCAGUGCAUCUAUUCCUUGGAGUAUUAAUUCAAUAAUCUCUAAAAUAAGAACAUUUGGCACUUACACUGCACUUUGCAUGUUCUUAAGCACUGUACAGACAUUACCUUGUUAGGCCUUUGUGGGAGGGUCAAUCAGCCCUGCUUGCCAAAGAAGGGGAACUCAGCAACAGUCAACUGGCAAUGGAAGAAGAUGGAAAGGUGGGACAGUUUGUUAGGAAAAGAAGGAUGAGGUGGAUCACAGGAGAAUGCCCAGCUUGAGGAACCUUUUUGUGCCUUCCCGGGCUGGCCCCUUCCUUACCAUGUUGGGGGUUACAGCCCUGCCUUACUGCCUAUUUCAAAGCGAGAGAGAUGUAGAUGAGUAGAAUAAAUUUUUGGGGAGCAAAUGGACUUAAGGACCAAGGAUUUGCAUUUGUUUACUCUGUGUCUGCUCCCCCUGCCUCCAGCUUUCCCCAGCAGUGGUUUGUAUGACUUUUUGCUGCAGAUUGCUUGGAAAUCGAGGGCGGCAUGUUUCCAUCUGGGCAAAACCUGGGUGUACGCUUGUUAAAUUACAGCUGCGGGCAACUUAGUUGGAGGUGUAGAAGCCAACUGUUUUUGAGGCAGAGCCUCAGUCCAGUACUGUAUUUAGACACCCUAUUUGUUCCCAACUCAGAAACACAUUUUAGCAUAAGCUUAUGUCCAUCUCUGGACAAAGCAGCCUGAGUUUAUGAACUAGCCUGAAUCCCAUUACAUUCCCGUGUAAGAUUUAAUGGAAUGCUUAAAAUUCAGUACAUGGUUUGCUGAUUAAGAAUGGGCCGUUAAAGCAACAACACUUAAGCACCAGUAAGAUGGCUCUUUGCUUAAUGCAGGAAUGAAACGACUAAUAAUAGUGAGAUCUUCACUGCUGUAUUUGUUUGCUUCUAGUGCAUUAGAAAAAUUGUCACCUGGGGGCAGUCAUUUAAAAAAAAAUUUAAAUAUCCCAGUAUUUGCCAGGAAACGUCCUACAUGGAGGUCAUUAUUGCUGUCGUUAACAUUACAAUCACAGUUGCUCAUACUCCUCAGCACUCCUUAAGGUAUACACUUGCCUCAGGUGGCUUGAAGUAUUUUAUUUGCAUCCCUUUUAUUUCAUAUUCCUGCUUCAAAACAAGCUGAACAAAGUUGUCUCUGACUGUGAAAAGGGUGCAGGUGAGUGUGAAUGGAUUGUGGCGAAGUUGGUGGUAGCCCCAAACGGUGUAUAUUUAGGAGUCAAAAUUCCAAGGUGCAGGUGAGAGCACAGAAUUGUUAGUGUUGUGUAAAAUGCACGUUUUUCACACAGGUACUGAGCCGAAUUCAGCCUUUGGGCAGAUCGGUGGAGUUGCAUCAGUUUACACCGUGGCUGAAUUCAGCUGUCAGUGUUAAUUUCACUAAUCCGUUAUUUAGUGUAAAUGUUGUUAAUAUUUUUGUACACACAUUAUAUAUAUAACCUUUCUGUAAUUCUGUUAUUACCAGAGUCAUUAUCUCACUUGAAUUGUCAUUAUCAACAGCAGUGAUUAAGAAAGGCACACGUUUUGUAAAACUGUAUUCCCCAUCUUAAAUACAAAAGAAAAAAAAAACAAAAACCAC